AUGGAGGAGCUGUUCGCUGCAGCCACCGGCUGCUUGAAUCCCUUGGUCGCGGCUUCUUACCUUGAGCGCGCCGGUUACGAUUUGACCCGAGCAGUCAACCACUUCUUGGACUCCCCAAAGAAUGAUACUGCGGCAAGCCGGAGCCACAGUGACUACUGUAAGAGCGCCUCUUGCGGCGAUGACAACAGCGACCCCCGCUCCUUGAAACGACAGCGUGCGGCGAUGGCAGGAGAGAAGCAACAACAGCAGCUCUUGAAGUUUGAACACGCAAGGCCCUUGUUGUCGGACACCAGCAGUAGCAGUGUCACCGCAAGUGUGGGAAUGCCUUUCUCAUCAGGCAUGGCGGAGGAAAUACAUGCAAAGCCAUGCGAUAGCAUACGUGGUGCUCCUGUACCAAAGUCGACCACGGCUCCUUCCGCAGGGUGGGAAGCGAUUGCUGAGCGCUGCCAGAGGCAAGGAGCACAGUACGAGGAUGGCGAUUUUCUCCCUGUGCCCUCUAGUUUGGACGGACGGAUUGGGAGAGGCUGCUCUGCUUCGUCGCGGGAUUGCACAGACGGUGGCGGCACGGAAACUGCCGAGGGUCAUGCCCGUUGCAAGUGUGGCACGAGUGCCCGGGUCAUCACGGUCAACAAGGCGGGCGUAAACCAGGGAAGGCUCUUCUACGGGUGCAUCACCCGCAAGUGUGACUUUUUUAGGUGGGCGGAUGAUGCGCCUCACACGCGGCAGGCGCUUUCUCUGGUAUGGAGGCGGUUUUCGCCGCCCAGAUUCAAGCUGUCGAGCGCAGCGCCAAGGGGGGCGGAAGGCGUUGGGGGAAGUUUCAAGCCUGAACACGUCAUGCAGGGGGCUGUGGGAGACUGCUGGUUCCUGGCUGGACUCGCGGUAGUCUCGGAACGCGCCGACCUGAUCGGACGGGUGGUGGGCAGCAAUGGUCCUCUGGCUGACGAGUUGGGGUGCUUCGAGGUGAACCUCUUCAAGGACGGGCGCUGGGAAAGCGUUGUCGUGGACAGCUGGUUGCCGUGCAAGGAUCCCGCCCGCCUCAAGGGGAAGGAGAAAGGUCUGGACCACUUGCCCGCCUUCGCCAAAGCCUUCAACAACCAGAUUUGGCCUUGCAUCGUGGAAAAGGCGUUUGCCAAGCAGCACGGAUCCUACGAUGCAAUAUCUGGGGGGCACGUGUGCGAUGCGUUCGAAGCCCUGACGGGGGCACCAACGGAGACCGUCAUGCUCGACAACGACGAUUCGGAGGGCAACUGGGCCCAGCUACUGAGCUUCAACCAGGCAGGCUUUCCAAUGGGCUGUGCUACUGCAUGGGACCCCACCAGGUGCGAGAACUCCCCCCCGGAGUUCGAGGAGCCAGGCAGCCGUCCAUUCGAGACUGGGCCGGGUUGGGCAGCGCCGCCGCGGCAGCCGAGCAGGGGCGGAGGAGAGACGGCGAAGCGUCUGGACAACCUCUUCGGCUUGGGGAAGCGCGAGUGGAUUGGGGAUUGGGGCGAGAAGUCGGAGAAGUGGAGCGACAGCGUCCGAGCGGAGCUUGGCUGGAGCGAGAAGAAUGACGGCACCUUUUGGAUGACGUGGCAGGACUUCAUGACUCGAUUUCAGCUAGUGGACGUAUGCAAGGCAAGGCGAGACUGGUCCCACGCUUCUGUCACCACCCACAACAUUCCCAGCCCCAAGGCUUGCAGGUAUUAAUAGCGCUCAGAUUUUGAUCUAUAUCGAAAGUACUGUGGGUACCGCUGACUCUACACACCAGUCGAGAUGCAAGCCGAUGUACCUCUCGGUUUUGCACAGAGCCAACGUUUGCGAAUUCUAUGUGCUAGCGGGUACGCUCUGUACUUCGCCACUAUUCCUUGUACGGGUCUGCUGUAUGCGGUGUUUCCUGUGAGGUCGUUUCCCGAUAAAGCGGCUUGUGAACCAGCGCUACUAUACAAAGGAGCUAGUAGACAUGAGGUCAGGUCAUAAAUUGAAAAGCACCCUAUCCGUUCACCUGUGUAAUAGUUCUGUCUAAAGUCAAGACAUUGAGGUGAUGGCAUAGGGGACAGACACCUACCUUCGACGGCACGUCUUGAGUGCAUCUCUCAACUUCGUACAACCUGUUAACGUUCAUAUUAUCCGGUACACAUGACAGCGGUGAGCGCGGCGCAAUCACAGUGAACCAUAUUUCGCUUUUUAUCGUGCUUGCCUGUAGCCAUCAUACAUACAUGUACAAGCUUUUUAACUCAUGAAAGUAUGGCCGUGUUGUACGUGGCGUACAACAGAGUGCCGUUCGGUAUGUAGCUCCGGACGAUGCCCCACCGCCCCUCCGCGCCUUGCAGAUCUUUUCGCGUCAGACCUCCGCCGCCACCGAUGGCAGCAAACACAGAGGGGGAGACCUCGUCUCAAACAGCGGGGAAAAAUCCAGCAGCGACAGCUACAACAACGUCGCCGACAGCAGUGGCAGCAACACCAACACCAACACCAACAACCUGGGCGUACAUUACCGUGGUCCAGCCAACCAAGCGGGGGCGGAAGGACGGCUACUGGUACAAGGCUUUGGGGCUGCUGGUGACAGAGAUGAGCCCCUCUCUUUCUGCUCGUGGAGAUACGGGCCACGGCGAUGGCGUCCUGGUGGCUUCAUCUCUCGGCGGGGCGAAAAGGUCUCUGUCGUGCGAGGUGUUUCUGGAGAGCGACAAGGCGUACACGGCAUCGGUGGUGUGUCUGGGCGUCGAACAUGGCGACAAAAUAUCGUCCGGAAGGCGAAAAUUAUCUGCGGCAAGCACCCUCCUCGGAGAAUCGACGGGGUUCUGGGGAUUCCGUGUGACGGUGUACAGCGCUCGUACCGUACAGGUAGGGUAUGGGUAUUCAUGGAUGCACGUGGACGGCGGAGAUGGAGUGAUUUUGCGCUCUGUGAAGUUGGGGGUGGAUGUGACACACUGUACAAACGGCCGGUAUUUCUAUUUGUGUCCCUUCGGCUGUUGCUUCCGAUGGCACACAAGAAUGAUCAUCCAACCAGGGUAGCGCAAACCAACACCAGGCUUCAGUCCUGUUGAAGUACAGACUCGAAGUUUUGGCAUCGUGUGCUCACAGCUAAAUACCGGUUCCAACCGAAACAAGGCGGUAGGCGAAGCGAAUCCAUUCAUCGCUAUAUCUCGGCCGUUUCUCGCCGGUCUCGGCCGGAACACUGCGGCAUCGCACGGGUCGAAGAGCAAUGAAUCCAAGCCAGGUGAGAAAGAACGAGGCUACCCCAUUUAUCACCUCUCGCUCCACCUCGCGGCGAAACCAUUGGCUGCCCGCGCCGCCAUCUCCGGGUACGAUCAUGGAAUGGAGACUAUCCUCGCUGUCUUCUCUUGGAUUGUUUCCCACGUCGCAACUCCCCGAAUUGCGGGAGAGAGCAGAUCGUCCCAGGAGAGCAGCGACCAGCCUCACCCGGAUACUUUCGAGCGGGAUCCUCUAUACACCAGGCCUUAUCCCGUCGAUCGUCGGAGGAGAUUUUGGCGGAUGGGGUCGUAGGGUGUCACGCCGUUUCGGUGCGGAACCCCCUUCAGUCGUUUGCACUAGGUGGGGGAGCUGCUCUGUCGGUGGUCCCGAUGGAAGGCAGCGCCGUAUUCUUUCUGUUGGUGAAUGUCAGCUCGUCGGAGGUUGUGAUCCGUCUGACGUUGACGUCACUAGAAGGGGCAACCGUAAGCACGCCGGAUUCUCGGGCAUCACCGGACGGAAAAGGCAUGACGAGCUCCACGAUGUGCCCCGCUAGAUCGCAGAAGAUCGCUCUGGUUCUCGCUCGAACGGCGGACCACGGAUCAUUCAGCCACAAGUUUCACUACCGCGUUUUGCGGCCGGCAACAACGGCACGAGCAACGACAGCGGCAGCGACGGCGACUAGACAUGGCGACGCCGGAGCAAAGCCUGCGGGGAAAACUUCUUCGAGCAUAGGCACGGGCGCCUUCGCCGAAGCAACCGCCGCCACCCCCUCCUUCGGGGGCGGGUUGUUUUCGGCACAGGCGCUCUUGCCCGGAGCGGAGGAGUUGGUGAGGCGCGCGGGAGGCUACACCUUUUCGGGGGAAGGGGGGGCGGUGGAAGGGCGCGGAGGUAGCACUGUGACGGGCG
This is a messenger RNA of Ectocarpus siliculosus, 4077 nucleotides long. The record is from the annotation of a GenBank genome assembly. NCBI's taxonomy places the organism in Eukaryota, Phaeophyceae, Ectocarpales, Ectocarpaceae.